Messenger RNA from Penicillium cosmopolitanum, 636 nucleotides. Its product is annotated as peptide-methionine (R)-S-oxide reductase. The record is from RefSeq and is a predicted model, not a curated record. NCBI's taxonomy places the organism in Eukaryota, Fungi, Ascomycota, Eurotiomycetes, Eurotiales, Aspergillaceae. Gene Ontology annotation, molecular function: peptide-methionine (R)-S-oxide reductase activity. Gene Ontology annotation, biological process: response to oxidative stress; protein repair. Bases 1 to 636 code for a protein of 211 amino acids. The transcript has 2 exons.
AUGCGACCUCAAACACUCCGAAGCUUGCAAGCACCCCUCCGGCAACUCACCCUCGCUAAGCCUGCAGGUCCUGCUCGGCAUUACUCUAUAUUUACGCGCAAGACACCCGGCCCAGCAAGUUCCAAAACACUACGCGCUGCUCCAACCUUGCCAUUCCUCGGUGCGCUAUUCGGCUCAAGCAGCAGUUCCAAAGAUACAACCGAGAACAUGUCAUACCCGGACAACCGUAGUGAUGAGCAAUGGAGAACGGUUCUGAAUCCCGAACAGUUUCGGAUUCUCCGUGAGAAGGGCACCGAGCCCGCUGGUACCGGCGAAUAUGACAAGCAUUAUCCCUCGAAAGGCGUCUAUAACUGCGCCGGCUGCGAUGCGCCUCUGUACACAGCCGAUCACAAAUUCAAGUCUGGCUGUGGCUGGCCCGCUUACUUCGAUUCGAUUCCCGGUGCCGUUAAGAGACAUGUCGAUAACACCUUUGGCAUGAAGCGGACUGAGAUUGUUUGUAACAACUGCGGCGGUCACCUUGGACACGUUUUCGAGGGAGAGGGGUUCCCGACGCCGACCGAUGAGCGACACUGUGUUAACAGUAUCAGUUUGCGCUUUUCAGAGGACGCAGAUCCUAAGGUCAAGUCCAAGGCGUAA